Messenger RNA from Hydatigera taeniaeformis, 216 nucleotides. Lineage: Eukaryota; Metazoa; Platyhelminthes; Cestoda; Cyclophyllidea; Taeniidae. The record is from the annotation of a GenBank genome assembly.
AUGCCUGUCGUCAUCUGGACUCCAGGCCCAUCCAGACGCAGAAGAACGAACUACAGGCCACAUGAGUUGGAAGUGUUGGAGGCUGCAUUUAGGGCUACCAGGAACCCCGACCGCCUCACUCGACAAGAGCUAGCCAACCGACUUGGCACAAAUGAGCGGCGAAUUCAAGUGUGGUUCAAAAACCGUCGAGCCAAGCUUCGCAGACUACCACAAUGA